Molecule: messenger RNA, 1150 nt
Organism: Selaginella moellendorffii
Lineage: Eukaryota; Viridiplantae; Streptophyta; Lycopodiopsida; Selaginellales; Selaginellaceae
Exons: 5
Coding region: 81-1007 (308 amino acids)
Biological process (GO): mitotic sister chromatid cohesion
Cellular component (GO): cytoplasm; NatA complex
Molecular function (GO): N-acetyltransferase activity
Source: RefSeq, a predicted model, not a curated record
UCUCUUUUGAAUUUUUAGGGCUUCCAAUGGCGAGCUCAUAGAUUUCUUGUUUCUCGGCGGUGGAGAAUCAAUCGCGCGCAAUGCUGGGCGAGAAGAUGUUGGCGCUCAGCUCGCGCGACUGUUUUCUAAGCGUAAGAAGCGAGGAUUGCUUCUCAUCGCUUCUCAUCGUCACCGACAGAGGCGCCUUCUCCAUCACAACAGUGUCGAGAAGAGCUCAUCACAGGAAUGCCGUGCUCGCGAUUGCCUCGCAUUCUUCCGAGCAGCAGCACGAUCACAGGAAGAGUUCUCGCGCGAGCGCUGGGCCGACAAAGUAUGACAAAGUAGCUUCUCACGAAGAACACCAAGGCCUUGGAGCAGCGCCGCUCAAAGCCAACUCCAGCGCCACCACCGCCACCGCCAGCACGACCUUGCAGCAGAGCAGCGACUAUCUUCUCAGCGCUUACGGGUGGAGCGUGAGAGAUCUAAAUCCCAGGAAGCAAAAGGACUUGCAAGACGUAUCACUCAUCCAAGCCGAGGCGUUUCACUCGCCCGCAGUGGUCUUCAACGAUUUCUUCUACGACAUAUUCAAAGCGGAGGUCUUGACUGCUCUUACUUACAAAGUGAGGCUCUCGCCCCCUCAGAGAUAUACAUGCUUGGUUGCCGAGACCCAAGACGAGGAUGAUAAGAAAAUGGUCGGAGUCGUGGAUUUAACCGCGCUGGACGACAAAGACAUGCUCCAACAUCUCCAGGACGAUUAUGCCGACGAGUAUCUCUACGUCAGUGGCUUGGCCGUCGACGAAAACUACAGACGGAGGAAUGUUGCCACAGCUCUUUUGCAAGGCGUGGAUUUGCGAGCAUCGCUGUGGGGAUUUAAACACCUCAUUCUUCAUGCCUACGAAGACGAUGUGAGAGCGCGAAGAGUUUACUCCAAGUCUGGAUACAAAGCCGUGGCUUUGGAUCCAAUCUGGGCUUCGACUUGGAUUGGAAGAAGGCGAAGAGUUAUAAUGACCAAGAGAGUUCCAAGCUAGCCGAGAGUAUCUCAGUGUGUAACGAUUGGGCCAACCAGAGGAAGACACUUGGCAUGCUCUUGGAGCGUCGGAUCCGAGUCUUCAUCGCACGGUUUGGGAUUUUUACGCUAAGAGCACGUUGGUCUAUCCAUUUUGUUUUCAAA